UUUUAGUCCGUGCUCGGGUCUCGGCAAAGAGAGAGAAAGAGACAGACAGACACAGAGAGAGUGAGAGAAGGAGAGAGAGAGAGAGAGAGAGAGAGAGAGAGAGAGAGAGAGAGGGGGGCUGUGUGUCCCAGCCACACCGCACUCUUCAAACACAACCAGUCUCGCCACGUUCAAUUCAAUGAAGAGCUAACGAGCACAACACAGACAGAGAACCAGAGAAUAUAUAACACACGCUCCACGUGCGUGUUUUUCGUCCUAUCGCCCCGAAGACCGUUAACGCGUUGAUCACGGACAACUCGAGGAAGGAAACCAAAUAAGAGAACAAUCGCCUGGGGGGGGGAGAGAAGAAGCACAACCUGAGGACGGAUUUCUUUCCUCCACGUUAUUUUAUUUCCCCAGGACUCGACUUGUCAAUACUGGAUGUAAAAACUCUCGACUUCUCUUUACGCAGAAGAAAGGCGAGACUGAGUUUCAAACUGGCCGCAAAAUGGUGAUAAGGCUGUGAAUACCCUGCAUCUGAGAAAUCAGACCAGACUGACUCACAGGGCUCUGUGAGCCAGCGCCACCGAGGCUGCCAAAGCAUGCUGGUGCCAAGCUGUCCCACCAUGCACAGAGCCAGACCCACGCUGCUGCUGCCGCUGCUGCUUGUCCUGGGUCUGUUCCUCCACCUCGCCGACGCUCAAACACCACCAAAGUUUUUAAGAACCCCCAAUGACCAAACAGGCGUGCAAGGAGGCGUGGCAUCCUUCAUCUGCCAAGCUACAGGAGAUCCACGGCCGAAGAUUGUGUGGAACAAGAAGGGGAAGAAAGUCAGCAACCAGAGAUUUGAGGUAGUGAUUGAGUUCGACGACGGCUCUGGUUCAGUGCUAAGAAUUCAGCCAUUGCGCACGCCCCGAGAUGAAGCCAUAUAUGAAUGCGUCGCCUCCAACAGUGUUGGAGAGACGAGCGCUACCACCAGACUCACUGUUUUACGUGAGGACCAGCUGCCCCCUGGUUUCCCCACCAUAGACAUGGGCCCACAGUUGAAAGUGGUGGAGCGAACACGCACUGCCACAAUGCUCUGUGCUGCCAGUGGCAACCCCGACCCUGACAUCUCCUGGUUCAAAGACUUCCUCCCUGUCAACACCACCAACAACAAUGGACGCAUUAAACAGCUCAGAUCAGAAUCCUUUGGUGGUACACCAAUAAGAGGAGCCCUCCAGAUAGAGCAGAGUGAAGAGUCUGACCAGGGGAAGUAUGAAUGUGUGGCGACCAACAACGAUGGAACCCGCUACUCUGCCCCAGCAAAUCUAUAUGUUAGAGAGCUGCGAGAAGUACGUCGGGUGCCACCACGAUUCUCCAUUCCACCUACAGACAAUGAGAUCAUGCCAGGCGGCAGUGUCAAUAUCACAUGUGUGGCAGUGGGCUCUCCCAUGCCAUACGUCAAGUGGAUGCUUGGUGCGGAAGACCUUACGCCAGAGGACGACAUGCCCAUUGGACGGAACGUCUUGGAGCUUACAGACGUCCGACAGUCGGCCAACUACACCUGUGUGGCCAUGUCAACCCUGGGGGUGAUAGAGGCUGUGGCGCAGAUAACGGUGAAAGCAUUACCCAAGGCUCCUGGCAUUCCUGUGGUGACAGAGCGUACAGCCACCAGCAUAACAUUGACUUGGGACUCUGGUAAUCCUGAACCAGUGUCCUACUACAUCAUCCAACACAAGUCCAAGUACUCAGAGGACUCGUACAAGGAGAUUGAUGGCGUAGCCACCACUCGGUACAGCGUGGGAGGCCUCAGCCCGUACUCGGACUACGAGUUCCGGGUGGUGGCAGUGAACAACAUCGGGCGAGGGCCACCCAGUGAGGGCAUUGAGGCCAAAACAGCUGAGCAGGCACCCAGCACAGCACCAAGGCAGGUCAGAGGUCACAUGUUGAGCACCACCACAGCUGUCAUCCACUGGGAUGAACCAGAGGAGGCUAACGGGCAGAUCAUGGGAUACCGAGUCUACUACACCAUGGAUUCCACCCAGCACGUCAACCUCUGGGAGAAACAGAUUGUUCGGGGGUCCAACUUUGUCACCAUCCAGGGCCUCAUCCCCAAUAAGACCUACUACAUUAAGGUUUUGGCCUAUACCUCAGUAGGUGAUGGACCUCUUUCUCCAGAUCUUCAAAUCAUCGCUAAGACGGGAGUUCCCUCCCAACCGACCGACUUCAAAGGAGAAGCCAAAUCAGAAACAAGUAUUUUACUUUCAUGGAUCGCACCGGCACAGACUGGACAGGAAAAUCAAAUCACAGGAUACGAACUUAUGUACAGGAAGAGGGAUGACAAAGAGGAGAAACGUAUCAGCUUUGAGCCGACAACAACAUACCUGCUCAAGGACUUGAAGCCCUUCACUACUUAUACUUUCCGGCUGGCUGCCCGUAGUAAACAUGGAGUUGGGGCUUACACCAAUGAGAUCUCUGCAGAAACUCCACAGACACGUUGCAUGGACAGCGUACCCAGGCUUUCCUGUGAAGUCAGGAGACAAGAACCCUCGGGCCCACCUCAGGAAGUCAAGGGCUAUAGCCCCAGCUCCACUAACAUCCUGGUAAGUUGGCGGCCACCCCCAAUGGAAUUACAAAAUGGGAUCAUAACGCAAUACACCAUCCAAUAUGCUGCGACUGAAGGGGAGGAUACUACUACUCGUCAGAUCUCCAGCAUUCCUCCUGAAAGCUCCCAGUACCUUUUGGAAAACUUGGAAAAAUGGACAGAGUACCGCGUGACGGUCACUGCUCAUACAGAUGUCGGAGCAGGACCGGAAAGCCUGCCAGAGCUCAUCCGCACAGAGGAGGAUGUUCCUAGUGGGCCACCUCGUAAAGUUGAGGUGGAGGCUGUCAACUCCUCAUCAAUUAAAGUGAUCUGGCGUUCACCGAUGCCCACGAAGCAGCACGGUCAGAUCCGAGGGUACCAGGUGCACUAUGUCAGGAUGGUUAAUGGGGAGCCCACAGGACAGCCAGUCAUCAAGGACAUCCUGAUUGAUGAUGCCCAGUGGGAAUAUGAUGAUUCAACUGAACAUGAAAUGAUCAUCACAGAGCUGCAGGCUGAGACUACAUAUUCAGUUACUGUGGCAGCCUAUACGACAAAGGGUGAUGGUGCACGCAGCAAGCCCAAACUGAUCACCACCACUGGCGCAGUUCCUGAUAAACCUCGGCUAAUGGUCAGUACAACCAACAUGGGCACAGCUCUCCUCCAGUGGCAUCCCCCAGCAUUAACCCAUGGUCCCCUGCAAGGCUAUCGCCUCCGUUUUGGCCGCAAAGACGUGGAUCCGCUGACUGUCAUUGAGUUCCCUGAGCGAGAGAACCACUACACUACCAAAGAGAUCCAUAAGGGAGCCUCAUACACUUUCCGCCUUUCAGCGCGCAACAAGGUGGGCUUUGGUGAAGAGACAGUCAAAGAAGUCACCACAAAUGAGGAUGUCCCAAGCGGCUACCCUCAGAGCAUUACAGCAGAGGGUGCCACCACCUCAACCAUUCAGGUUAGCUGGCAACCUGUUUUGCUGGCAGAGCGAAACGGCCAAAUAGUGAAAUAUGCUCUGCAGUAUAAGGACAUAAACAGCCCACGCAGUCCCUCCGAACUCUUCAUCACCGCCCCGGAAUCAACAGUCAUCCUGGAUGGCCUUAAGGCAGAUACCACUUAUGAUAUUAAAAUGUGUGCCUUCACCAGCAAGGGCUCUGGUCCAUAUAGCCCAAGUGUCCAAUUCAGGACACAGCCUUUGGAUCAAGCAGUGUUUGCAAAAAAUUUUCACGUGAAAGCUGCCAUGAAGACAUCAGUGUUGCUGACCUGGGAAAUCCCAGACACCUACAACCCAGCGCAACCUUUCACUAUCCUCUACGAUAAUGGGCAGAGUGUGGAGGUGGAUGGGAAGCUAACGCAGAAGCUAAUCACGGGUCUCCAACCUGAGACACAGUACUCCUUCCUCCUGACCAAUCGUGGCAACAGUGCCGGAGGUCUGCAGCAUCGUGUGUCCACCAUGACAGCCCCAGACAUCCUCCGCACCAAACCCUACCUAAUUGGCAAGACCAACUCAGACGGUAUGGUGACUGUGGAGCUACCAUCAGUGCAGACAUCUGAGAGAGUAAGGGGAUAUUACAUUGUGGUAGUACCUCUGAAGAAGCAGCGCACUGGCAAGUUUUUCAAACCCUGGGAAAAUCCUGAUGAGAUGAAUUUGGAAGAGUUGCUGAAGGAGAUAAACCGAACGAGCAGAGGCCUUCGGUUCCGGAGGCAGGCAGAACCCAAAGCCUACAUCGCUGCCUACUUCAAAGACAUGCCUAAAGAGUUCACCCUGGGAGAUGGCAAGAUCUACGGGGACUUUGAAAACAAGCAACUCCAGAAUGGCCAGGAGUACAUCUUCUUUGUGCUUGCUGUUCUGGAGAUGUCUGAAAAUAUCAUGUAUGCCACGAGCCCCUACUCCGACCCAGUUGUGUCAGCCGACAUCGACCCCCAGCCGAUCAUUGAUGAGGAAGAAGGCCUCAUCUGGGUGGUGGGCCCUGUGCUAGCUGUUGUCUUCAUCAUAUGCAUCGUCAUUGCCAUCCUCCUCUACAAAAGCAAACCAGACAGAAAAAGAGCAGAAUCUGAAGCUAGGAAAGGCAGUCUCCCCAACAGCAAGGAAAUGCCACUACAUCAUCCCACUGACCCUGUUGAGCUUCGACGUCUCAACUUCCAAACGCCUGGUUCAGGUGCGCCCAGUCACACCAGUAACCUCCAUUUGUCAAGUAUGGCUAGCCACCCUCCAAUCCCAAUUAUGGACCUGGCAGAUCAUCAGGAGCGCCUGAAAGCCAACGACAACCUCAAGUUUUCACAGGAAUAUGAGUCCAUCGACCCUGGUCAGCAGUUCACAUGGGAGCACUCUAACCUGGAGGUCAACAAACCAAAGAACAGAUAUGCCAACGUGAUUGCCUACGACCAUUCCAGAGUUUUGCUCUCCGCUAUUGACGGUAUUCCUGGAAGUGACUAUAUCAAUGCCAACUACAUUGACGGCUACAGGAAGCAGAAUGCCUACAUUGCCACCCAGGGAUCUCUGCCAGAGACAUUUGGUGAAUUCUGGAGGAUGAUCUGGGAGCAGAGGAGUGCCAUCAUCGUUAUGAUGACCAAACUGGAGGAGAGGUCCAGGGUGAAAUGUGACCAGUACUGGCCUACAAGAGGGACAGAGACAUAUGGCCUCAUCCAAGUGACACUGCUAGACACAGUAGAGCUGGCCACAUACUGUGUCAGGACAUUUGCACUUUUUAAAAAUGGCUCCAGCGAGAAGAGAGAGGUGAGGCAGUUCCAGUUCACGGCCUGGCCAGACCACGGGGUACCAGAGCACCCCACUCCGUUCCUGGCCUUCCUGAGACGGGUGAAAGCUUGCAAUCCACCAGAUGCAGGGCCCAUGGUGGUACACUGCAGUGCUGGGGUGGGACGCACAGGUUGCUUCAUUGUGAUUGAUGCCAUGCUGGAACGUAUCAAGCACGAGAAGACUGUGGACAUCUACGGGCAUGUAACGCUAAUGCGUGCCCAGCGCAACUACAUGGUGCAGACAGAGGACCAAUAUGUCUUCAUACAUGACGCGCUCCAGGAGGCCGUCAACUGCGGCACCACCGAAGUGCCCGCUAGAAACCUAUACGCCUACAUCCAGAAACUGACGCAGAUAGAGGGUGGAGAGAAUGUCACUGGCAUGGAACUUGAGUUCAAGCGUUUAGCUAACACUAAAGCCCAUACAUCACGAUUCAUCAGUGCCAAUCUCCCCUGCAACAAGUUCAAGAACCGCCUUGUUAACAUAAUGCCAUACGAGUCCACACGAGUGUGUCUUCAGCCCAUUCGAGGAGUUGAGGGCUCUGACUACAUCAAUGCCAGUUUCAUUGAUGGGUACAGGCAACAGAAAGCCUAUAUUGCCACACAGGGACCACUGGCAGAGACCACAGAGGACUUCUGGAGAAUGCUCUGGGAGCACAACUCGACUAUUGUCGUUAUGCUCACCAAGCUUAGAGAAAUGGGCAGGGAAAAAUGCCACCAGUACUGGCCAGCAGAGAGGUCGGCCAGAUACCAGUACUUUGUGGUGGACCCCAUGGCCGAAUAUAACAUGCCCCAGUAUAUCCUGAGAGAGUUCAAAGUGACUGAUGCCAGGGAUGGACAGUCACGGACAGUAAGGCAGUUUCAGUUCACAGACUGGCCUGAACAAGGAGUGCCAAAAUCAGGAGAGGGCUUCAUCGAUUUCAUUGGCCAAGUACAUAAAACAAAAGAGCAGUUUGGCCAAGAUGGGCCUAUCUCAGUUCACUGUAGCGCGGGUGUUGGUAGGACUGGAGUUUUCAUCACCCUCAGCAUCGUCUUGGAACGAAUGAGAUAUGAGGGCGUAGUAGACAUCUUUCAGACAGUGAAAAUGUUACGGACACAGAGACCCGCUAUGGUGCAGACAGAGGAUCAGUACCAGUUCUGCUACAGAGCUGGCUUGGAGUACCUGGGAAGCUUUGAUCACUAUGCAACGUAAAAGACCCAGUAUUGAAAGAAAAAAGCAGAGGGCCCUUUGGAAAGAAAACCCAGUGAGCCUCUCUUCUGAGCCAUAAAUUCCUGCUUGAGAAAGUACUCCUUAACUCCUUGCUAACAACUCAUUAAGUGUUGGAUGUGCGACAUGACUCGUCAAAAAAUGAAAAAGAUGAUUCCCGGAGGACCAAGUAUUUCCCAACCCCAAUAAAACCUCGCUCUGACACAAAGCGAGGGAAUCCUGACUGUUGAAGCAUCAUACGGAAUUACCUUUUCUUUUGCUUCAAGGAUUCAUUUUGGGGCUCAUAAAACUGAAUGAAACCAACACAACAAAAAAGUAAAUGAACAAUAAUGACAUCGUCAGAAAUGCAUCAGUGAUUAUGAACCAUUACGAGAGGCAUUGGAGGCACACAGAAUUGCGGGAGGGGGGAAAAACUUGAUGCACAUUGUAAAGAAAAAAGAAAUCUGUUUCACAAAUCAAGUACACACAGACAACCCAUCGAAAAAGAAGACAACGCUUGGUCCACAACAGCAGGACAGAUUUACAGUAAUAAUGAAUAAAUACCCCUUUUCCUGUCACAAAUGUUCAUCAUCUAAAUUUUGGGAGGUUAAAGUUAAAAUGAUCUAUGAAAUAAAUAAAAAUUAUUGAUUUAGUUUUUUAGUACUUUAUUAUACAGCUGAUGUGCUUUUUUUGAACUGUGUGAAUUUCCUUUUUUUACACAAAUUUAUCACUUGGAAAAAAGUGAUAAAACGUAUUUACGUGAAUGUUAAUUUUUUUUAAGCUGUAGAACUGUUCCGACGUACGUGCUAUUUUGCAGAGAAUCUCUUUGCUUUUUUUUUUUUUAACAUUUUGUUUCUAUAUUCUUUUCCCACAUUUUGUUGCACUUAUUGCACAGAACGGAAUUCACACUACCAAAAUGUAAGUUUGUUCAAGAGUUAUUUUCUGGCCUUGAUUUUUCUGUUUGUUUUCGUUUUUUUUUUUUGUCCAUGAUCACAUACACGGUAACUUAAUUACUCCCAUAAGAUAAACUGGGGCUUUGUGGAAUCAACAGGGAUGCGCAAAGUAUGAAGUUGCUGCUACAGAUUAUCUUAGUUCUUCCAUGUUAGAAGGGUGAUAAGAAAGAAACUGAUGAAUUGGAAAAGAUGAAUUUAUAAAUAUACGGUACAGAUUGUCAAAUAUGUGAAAUAUAUAUUAAAGUAUACAUAUAACAUUCUAAAUAUAUUAAUAAAGUACAUAGUUUAUGAGUAAAAAGUAUAUGAAAUAUGGAUUGUCUAUGAAAGCUUCCAAAUUGAGAGUUGUGUGCUAUGGGGGAAAUGAAAUGAGAUUUUUCACUGGAAUGCACAUCAGUAGGACAAAAUUGUAUUCUGAUUCAGUGCAUCUUUUCUUGUGCAAUAAAUGUGUGUUUCUAGAUAGGGUAUUAUGUGGAUAUGUCAUUCACUCAUGACGUUGUUGUUCCACCCGCAAGUGAUGUGUGGGAGUGGGAAUGUCAGAUGCUAGUCAAAGCAUCACUGGUGCAUUUUUCAAGCUCUCAUACAGUCUGUAAUUAGAGGCAGAGGGGUCACACAGCCGCAGUCACCGCUCCACACAAUAGGGCAAGGUACAAAGACGUCACUUUCUUGUGGUUCUUUAAAGCAUUCAGUGGUAAUGGCAUUUUUUUUUCAUUUUGCAUUUAGAGUGCCUUAUAUUUAUGCCUGUUUUUAUAAUGUUUCAUUUAACAUAUAACGUAUCCACUGAGUAUCCUAGGCAUUUAGUAUAAAUGUAAUUGUAUAGUUUAUUUACCGUUCGUAUUCAUUUGUCACAUGAUGAGAUUAUAUAUGCAAAUAAGAACAUUUCAAAGCUCAUAUUAUUCAUUUUCAGUGGCCUUACUGUGGCUGAGUGAAUUAGAAUAAAACAGUUAUAUAUAUAUAUAUGACAGACCUCUACAGAAAACAGUCAAGAAUACACAAUAGUUACAACAUAUAUUAUAACAUUUUCAGACAUAGAGCCUGAUGAGAUUGCAGAAUACCGGUCUCAGAAUUAAACAGAAUAAAGGCCUAACAAAGUGAAUGAGCUUUUUACCAAUUGUCACCAUGGUGACAUUUUACAACAGUAAUUUUUUCUGAUUUUAAAAAAUGGUUUGCCAAACUAAAAAUGGAUUUAGUCAAAAAGAAUGCCUAAUGCACAGGUCGUCACCGAAGGGUUUCCUCUUCAUGCCUUAGGUCUGAAUUACAGACUUCUCACUGCAGAGAUUUCUGUUAUCACUAUUUCUGUUAGAGUUCUGUUAUCCUGACAAUACUAAACAGUGUGUUGUCUUUUUUUUUAAAAAUGACAUUACAGUUAGAGACUGGGUGUUUAGUUUGGUUGUGUGUCAGUCUUCAUGUUGAGCAGCAUCUGUAACUUCUCCGUACCCUCUUUGAUGGCUUUGUGGAUGUGCAUUCCAGGUGCUUUCUUUCCCUUGUUAACUCAAGCAGCUAUGUGUUUUGUUUUUGUCUGCUUAAGUGAUUAUUUUGUCAUAAUUUUGAGAUAUAAAAGUGCUAUUAUUUAACCUCAUGGUGGCUAAUGUUACAUUAUGUUCAAGUCUCGGAACAUGUUUAUUUUCUCAUCUCAGUUUUUCCUUUUUUUUUUCCUCAUUUGCAUGGUGAAACAUUGCAGAAUGGCCAGAGCUGGCCUGGUAGGAAGAUUUGCACUUUCUCUAUCUUUGUACUAUGCACUGCCCUAUUGAUUCUAAACCCAAUAAUAUAUUACUUGAACCCAUCUAUAAAAAAAAUCUCCUUAAACGUUCACUUUGUGUGUAUGUAAAUAACACAAAAAAGGUAUCAACUCUUGAAAAAGACAAAAAAAAAAAGUUUGUGGCGAAAAAGAGCAUCCAUUCUGAUGCCAUGGUUACUCCAGCAGAUGACUUCAGAAAAAUCUGUCCCCCAACCAUCUGUUCUUGUGGCUUUGCCAUUCAAGCUUGGAGUGUCAUUAACAGAAAUAAACGUUGUGUUCUCUGCUCUCUCUAUCUAUCUCUCGUCUGGAUGCAUAGACUGAAAAUUAAAUAAUGAAAUUGUAAAAAAAAAUGGCUUGUUAAAAAGAUCAUACAAUUACCUCUGAUUAGUUGUAAGCGUAAACUGUUUCUUUUUCUGAAUGAAAGGAGUGCUUUUUAUUUUCUUACUUAGGUUACAUUGGUGGCGAAAGAAGUCUGUAUGAAAAUCAGUUCUUUGCUGACACAAGUUCCAUUUGUUAUAAAUGAAUUCUAUUAAAAAAUGUCAGUGUUA
Molecule: messenger RNA, 9709 nt
Organism: Siniperca chuatsi (mandarin fish)
Lineage: Eukaryota; Metazoa; Chordata; Actinopteri; Centrarchiformes; Sinipercidae
Product: receptor-type tyrosine-protein phosphatase delta-like
Exons: 39
Coding region: 582-6479 (1965 amino acids)
Biological process (GO): protein dephosphorylation
Molecular function (GO): protein binding; protein tyrosine phosphatase activity
Source: RefSeq, a predicted model, not a curated record